AUGGCUACCAUGACAGAAACAGCGACGGUCGCUGUGCCGCCAUCACAGACCAAAGAUCUCGCCACUCGCCUGUUCAACGGCACCCUCCAUGCCGGAUAUCCUCCGAUAGAACAAUUUAUGACAAUCGAUGGGCUUCUCAAAGACCAUGCAGCGCAACCGGAUCAGGCGCAAAGACCAUUGAUCAGCUAUCCGGUUCGGAAAGCAGACGACUAUGAGGAACAUACAGCAGGGGACCUGGACAAAUACACCGAUCUCGCGGCUCGCUAUUAUAUGGGAAAAGGGCUACCACCAGCGGAUCCAAGUCUGGAAAAGGCGCCGGUGGUUGCUUUGCUUGCUGGCUCCAGCUUCGAGGUUAUUUUAACCUUCUUUGCACUGAGUCGCCUGGGGUAUGCUGUUCUUUUUUUGUCAACUCGACUUACAGCCCCGGCUUAUGCUCGGCUACUGGGAAUAGUAGACUGCAACCAAAUGAUCAUUGCCAAACAAUAUAGUCAGACUGUUCUCGAUAUUCGCACCGAACGCCCAGGCUGUACCAGCUUCCCUGUCUUGCAGCGAGACGAUUGGUUUAACCGACCCUCGAUUUCCCCUCAAUUCCAGCGAUCAAAUGUAGAUCCCACACGGGAAAGCAAAAAAAUGGCCUGGAUCUUGCACUCAUCUGGAAGUACGGGUUUUCCGAAACCCAUUUUCCUGACCAACUACCAGUGUUUAGCCAAUUUCCGGAAAAGCUUCGGCCUGCGUCUGUUCAAUAUCAGUCCCUUGUUUCAUUCACACGCCUUGAUGGAGCUCGGACGAGCUUUCUAUACAAGGGCGCCUGCAUAUAUUGGAAACCACUCCCUUGCAAUCACUUAUCAGAACCUGGUUGACGCCUUGAAGGUGGCCAGGCCGCAGCAGAUCAGCGCCGUGCCCUAUGUCAUCAAACUUCUAGCAGAAAAGCAGGAAGGCGUUGAAGCACUGGCGAGUCCUCAGUUGGUACUGUACGGCGGAUCGAGUUGCCCGGAUGAUCUAGGCGAUCGGCUAGUUGCGCAAGGUGUCAACCUUGUUGCCAACUAUGGUGCAACAGAGACUGGUCAAAUUAUGACUUCCUUCCGACCCGACGGUGAUACUGAAUGGCAGUAUAUGCGUUUACAUCGCCCCGUCGCCGAUUACACUCUCAUGGAUGAAAUAUCGCCUGGCGUCUUUGAGUGUGUCGCUUUAGAUGGGUUGCCAAGCAAGGGACCCUCCAACUCAAAGCCCCCAUUCAGUGACAAGAAUCCAGAAAACAGCUUUCGAACUGCGGAUCUUUUCACACGUCAUCCAGAUCCAAACAAAAGCAACUAUUAUAAAUAUUUGUCUCGAUUGGAUGACCGCAUUACCCUCGUGAAUGGUGAAAAGGUCCUUCCGAUUCCUAUUGAGGGCCGUGUUCGAGAAGAGGAGUCCGUGGGGGAGUGUGUCGUGUUUGGAUUUCAGCGAACUGUACCAGGAGCUUUGAUCUUCCGUGCUCCCGGGAAGGCAACCCAUUUGGAUGAUCACGAGUUCCUGGAAACUAUCUGGCCAGCCGUGGAGGCCGCCAAUGCUCGUGCAGAGACGUUCUCGCAGAUUCCAAAAGAGUUAGUUAUCAUUAAAGGGGCAGAUGUGACAUAUGCAAGGACGGACAAAGGAACUUGCAUACGGGCUCAAGUCUAUCAGCAAUUUGAGGAGGACAUUCAGCGAGCCUAUUCGGGAUUCGAAUGUAGUGGACAGAAGAAGGGAACUCUUGCCCUCAAUGUCUCAGAAUUGGAAGCCUGGCUCUUAUCCAAAUUCAAGGAUGACUUGGGUGUACCUCUUGAAGGUCCCAAUACUGAUAUUUUUUCUGCUGGAGUUGACAGCUUGCAAACCACACGGAUAUGGAGAUUCAUUGUCCGCGACCUCGAUCUUGGAGAUCAGGGUGACAGCUUGUCUCAGAACAUUGUUUUCGAGAAGGGAACCGUGGGCGCUCUUGCGAAGCAUUUGCUCAAAUUGCGGACAGGCCAAGAAUUCGACCAGGAAGAUGAGGUGCAAAUCAUGCGUGGAAUGAUUGACCGAUAUUCGUCUUUCACACACCACACCCCAAUCAUCCAGCACCAGCCAAGCACAGAAGUUGUCAUUGUGACGGGCGGAACUGGAAAUCUGGGCGUGUUCGUAAUUGCCGAAUUGCUCAAGAGGCCCACUGUAUCUGAGGUAUGGGCAUUUGUACGUGCACCAGGCCAAGCAGCGGCAGGUGCUCGUCUAUGGAAAGCGUUGGAUGAUCGCAAAAUAUCACUCACAGAUUCAGAGGCUGCAAAACUUCAUGCCGUCCCCAGUGACCUUUCUCAAGCGAAUCUUGGUCUAAACAGUUUCGUGAUUGAACACCUGCUCUCGUCUACAACGAGUAUCAUCCACAGCGCGUGGGCCGUCAACUUCAACCUUGGCGUUCGAUCGUUUGAGCAACAACACAUCCGCGGCACAUACAAUCUCAUUAACUUCUGUCUACGCUCGAAGCUUCCAAUUCCUGCUCGUUUUUAUUUUUGCUCUAGUGUCAGUGCCGCGAGCAAUACUCCCAAACCGGCAUCCAUUCGCGAGACCAUGAUCGAGGAUCUAUCGCAUGCACAGAGUAUAGGCUACGGACGAUCGAAGCUCGUCACCGAGCAUAUUACGCGUAACGCCAUGCACCAUACCAGCAUGCACGCUAGAGUCUUGAGAAUUGGUCAAUUGGGCGGUGAUACCAAGAACGCUCAAUGGAAUGACACCGAGGCCGUGGCUCUCAUGUUCCGCAGCGCUUUGACAACCGGUGCAUUACCUGCGUUAAAUGAGAGCCCAACCUGGCUUCCCGUUGACCAAUGCGCUCAAGCAGUCACGGAAAUCGCCCUUGAUGCUUCUGGUUUACAGUCCGAAGUUGACUUGGUAUAUCACUUGGUUAAUCCGAAUGCAUUCAGCUGGACGAAUGAUUUACUUCCUGCUCUGAAGCAAGGCGCUGAUUUGCCACAGUUUGAGGUCGUGUCGCCUCAAGAGUGGCUCCGAAGGCUAGCAAACAGUGAUCAAGAUCCAGGAACUAAUCCUAGCAUUAAGCUUAUAGAUUUCUGGAAGUCCAAGUAUGGUGGUGAUGGCUCCCAAGUACCGGCUGGCGGCCUUUCUUUUGAAACAAAAUGCACCACCCGAGACUGUCCGUCUUUGGCUCUUGUGAAGGAUCCAGUAACCGAUGGUCUGAUGAAGAGAUAUCUUGCCUCUUGGAUGAAGCAGUGGACAAGUCAAUAG
Molecule: messenger RNA, 3225 nt
Organism: Penicillium longicatenatum
Lineage: Eukaryota; Fungi; Ascomycota; Eurotiomycetes; Eurotiales; Aspergillaceae
Exons: 2
Coding region: 1-3225 (1074 amino acids)
Source: RefSeq, a predicted model, not a curated record